Carica papaya (papaya) is the source of this 1493-nucleotide messenger RNA. The record is from RefSeq and is a predicted model, not a curated record. Lineage: Eukaryota; Viridiplantae; Streptophyta; Magnoliopsida; Brassicales; Caricaceae.
CAAUGAAAGGAACUAAUCCAGGAUCUCAAAGAGGGAGAAAUUAUGGAGACUCAGUUUGCUCAUAAUCUAUUUGACAGGCGUCCCAUUCUCAAGUCCAAGACUCCUGCUGUUAAAUGGUUCAGAGAAUGGGUACCCCAAGAUGUUGUAGCAACUGGCGGCAAGUGCUUUCUUAUGAAAUGGGUAACAGAGGACACACUAAAGAAGUUGAAAGAGAAAGCAAAAGAGCCAGAGGCACCAGAACCAGAACCAGAGCCGACAACUGAAGUUCUUUUCCUUUGUAGCUAUGAAGGAUGUGGAAAGACCUUUAUUGAUGCUGGUGCUUUGAGAAAGCAUUCUCACAUCCACGGGGAGAGACAAUAUGUUUGCCACUAUGAAGGAUGUGGAAAGAAAUUUUUGGAUAGUUCAAAAUUGAAAAGACACUUUCUCAUUCAUACUGGAGAAAGAGAUUUUGUAUGUCCUCAUGAAGGCUGUGGUAAGGCAUUUUCCCUAGAUUUCAACCUAAAAUCUCACAUGAAAACACAUUCACAAGAAAAUUAUCAUAUCUGUCCAUACGCAGAUUGUGGAAAGAGAUAUGCUCAUGAAUACAAGUUAAAGAACCAUAUUUCAUCUCAGCAUGAAAAGAAUCCCACAGUGGAAGUUGUAAAAUAUACAACACCUCCAGAAAAGAUAUCUAAAACUCCAAAGCCUCCAGCAGGGGUUUAUGGCUCUGGAUCAUUGGACCGCCCUUAUGCUUGUCCAUACGAUGGGUGUGAAAAGGCCUACAUUCAUGAAUAUAAGCUCAAACUCCAUCUGAGGAGAGAGCAUCCUGGCCAUAUGUCAGAGGAGAAUGCUGAGAAUGCGACACUUAAUGCUGAUAAUGAGAUGGAUGAAGGUAGUGAUCAAGAUGCUUAUGGAAAACGUGUAAAUGUCAAAAGUCAGAAACAGCAAGGCAGGUCAAAGCCAAACUUGAAGAUGCCUCCUGCAAAAAUGAGACGGCGUAAAGGUUUGAGCCCCUCACCAGCCACUCUGAAUGUUGUGAAAAAGCCAUGGCUUGUUAAAGAACAAACAUUUGAAGAAGAUAGUGAAGAAACCGAGGAAGAACGAGACAAUGUUGACGAUGGAUGGAGGUAUGGAGAUAACAACGAGGAUGAUGAAGAGACAGAAUAUGAAGACUAAAACGAAAAUGUUUUUGCAUUUUCCUUGGCCUUAUAAAACAUCUUUCCUUGUAACCAGUUCGUCCUUCACCAGGAGCUGUGCAUCAGCAUUUUCAGUUCAUUGCAUAUAAACAUGUACAGUUAUAUUAGUACACUGGGGAUACAGUUAUAACCAAUUCUUUCCUUCAGUGAAGUGCUUUGAUAUUGUCUCAUGUCUUACUUUGUGGGAUUUUAGAUUUAGAUUUGGGCAAUAUUCAGAGUAAAUUCAGAAGAUUAUAACUUGUUUUAGCAGGUUAGCACUUUAUGUUGUAAUCCUUGAAGGGUUGUAGUAAAGCUAAAAGUGAAUAUCUCAUAGCACUA